This is a messenger RNA of Schizophyllum commune H4-8, 1425 nucleotides long. RefSeq names its product peptidase S10, serine carboxypeptidase. Bases 1 to 1425 code for a protein of 474 amino acids. NCBI's taxonomy places the organism in Eukaryota, Fungi, Basidiomycota, Agaricomycetes, Agaricales, Schizophyllaceae. Gene Ontology annotation, cellular component: fungal-type vacuole. The record is from RefSeq and is a predicted model, not a curated record. Gene Ontology annotation, biological process: proteolysis. The transcript is spliced from 7 exons. Gene Ontology annotation, molecular function: serine-type carboxypeptidase activity.
AUGGAAUGCUCUGUGCGUAUCUGUCGUCGUCACGUCGGUUGCAUUCUAAUCGGGAUCACAGACGAGCUUAUCUCGCACCCUGCCUUUGGCGAGCACCAGCUUCGUAUUACUGAGCCUGACCUGUGCGAUGCUUCUGUUAAGCAGUACUCUGGAUACCUCGACAUUGCGACUGACAAGCACUUGUUCUUCUGGUUCUUCGAGUCGCGUGGGAGCCCCAAAGACGAUCCGGUCUUGCUCUGGCUCAACGGCGGUCCUGGAUGCAGCUCUUCUACAGGUCUCUUGUUCGAGCUUGGACCCUGCCGUGUCGCUGAGGAGGGAUUGAACACCACCUGGAAUCCUCAUUCAUGGACCGAGCGGGCCAACGUCAUCUUCCUCGACCAGCCAGUUGACGUCGGCUUUUCCUUCGCGGAGGAGGGCACGUCCGUCAACACGUCGCCCGUGUCCGCUCAGGAUGUCUACGCAUUCCUCGAGCUCUUCAUGGACAGGUUCCCCGAAUACUCGAAGCAACCCUUCCACGUCGCUGCCGAGAGUUACGGUGGCCACUACGGACCCAACAUCGGCUCCGUCAUCCAUAAGGAGAACAAGGCUGUUGCCGCGUCGGGCACUUCUGACUUGAAGAUCAUCAACUUCCAGUCGCUGAUCCUCGCCAACGGUCUUACGAACCCCAAGAUCCAGAUGGGCGCGGUUGCUGACUAUGCCUGCGACGGUCCCUAUCCUGUCUACGACGACCCCGAGGGUGCUCAGUGCCAGGCGCUGCGCUCGAGGAUUCCGACCUGCCAGCGUCUGAUGCAGUCUUGCUACGACUUCGACUCCCGCUUCACUUGUGUUCCUGCUGGCUUGUACUGCAACGCGCAGCUGUUCGGUCCUCUCAUGCAGACUGGCCGUAACCCUUACGACGUCCGCCGCUCGUGCGACCGCUCCAAGGACGGCGACCUUUGCUACAAGGAGAUGCAGUACAUCGACAUCUGGAUGAACCAGCCCAAGGUCAAGGCCGCUCUCGGUGUCAACCCCGCACGCAACUUCCAGUCGUGCAACAUGGAGGUCAACCAGGCCUUCGCGAUGCAGGGCGACGGCGCGCACAACAGCGCCGCGCUCCUUCCCGACCUCGUCAACGAUGGCAUCCGCCUCCUCGUCUACGCCGGUAACGCUGACAUGAUGUGCAACUACAUGGGCAACGAACGUUGGGUUGAGGUCCUCGAGUCCGACUUCGAGGAUGAGUUCCAGAAGGCCAAGUCCAUCCCCUGGAUUGACUCGACGACGGGCCGCCUGGCUGGUGAGGUCCGUAGCGCUGGUGGAGGCGGCUUCACGGCUGGCAACGUAACGUUCGUGAACGUUCAUGAGGCGGGUCAUAUGGUUCCGUUCGACCAGCCUGAGGCGGCGCUUGACCUCAUAACGAGGUGGCUCAAGAACGCGCCGCUUUCGUGA